Trifolium pratense (red clover) is the source of this 1346-nucleotide messenger RNA. RefSeq names its product endochitinase A2. Lineage: Eukaryota; Viridiplantae; Streptophyta; Magnoliopsida; Fabales; Fabaceae. The record is from RefSeq and is a predicted model, not a curated record. Bases 182 to 1147 code for a protein of 321 amino acids. Gene Ontology annotation, biological process: carbohydrate metabolic process; cell wall macromolecule catabolic process; defense response to fungus. Gene Ontology annotation, molecular function: chitin binding; chitinase activity. The transcript has a single exon.
AGAAGAAAAAAAGUAGUGCAAGAUCCGUUUUUCGCGCAAUAUAUUUUUGUUAGGAUAAACUUUAAACUUAUGGUGCCUUGGUCAAAAAACUAAACUUAGGCCGAGCCUAUAUAUUGACAGAGGGGCGAGUUGGUUUCUGGACACAAACAAACAAACACUCAACAUUUUCUUUCCAAAAAAUAUGAGGUUGGCAAUCCCAAUCCCAAUAGUAACAUUAAUAAUAUUUAUACUAGGAUGCUGUUCUGCGGAGCAAUGCGGUAGACAAGCUGGGGGUGCCCUGUGCCCAGGGGGAUUAUGCUGCAGCAAGUUUGGUUGGUGUGGAUCAACCAUCGACUACUGUGGAGAUGGGUGCCAGAGUCAAUGUAGUGGAAGCAGUGGUGGCAGUAGCCUUAGUAGCCUCAUCUCCAGGGACACUUUCAACCAGAUGCUCAAGCAUCGCGACGACAGUGCGUGUCAGGGGAAAGGUUUUUACACAUAUGACGCUUUCAUUUCAGCUGCCAAGGCUUUCCCCAACUUCGCCAAUAGAGGAGAUACUGACACUAAAAAAAGGGAGAUUGCUGCUUUCUUGGGUCAAACUUCUCACGAAACCACUGGUGGAUGGGCAACUGCACCAGACGGUCCAUAUGCUUGGGGAUACUGCUUUCUCAGAGAACAGAAUCCCAGCGACUACUGUCAACCAAGUUCUGAAUUCCCAUGUGCUUCUGGCAAGCAAUACUACGGCAGAGGUCCCAUUCAGAUAUCUUGGAAUUACAACUACGGACAGUGUGGAAGAGCAAUUGGUGUUGACUUGCUCAACAAUCCAGACCUCGUCGCCACUGACCCUGUUAUAUCCUUCAAGACUGCUUUGUGGUUUUGGAUGACGCCUCAGUCACCGAAGCCAUCAUGCCAUGACGUUAUCACCGGUGGAUGGAGUCCUUCUAGUGCAGAUAGUGCGGCGGGGAGGCUACCGGGGUACGGUACGGUGACCAACAUCAUAAACGGUGGACUUGAAUGCGGGAGAGGGCAGGAUAGCAGAGUGCAGGAUCGAAUAGGAUUUUACAAGAGAUACUGUGACAUAUUUGGAGUUGGAUACGGAGAUAAUCUUGAUUGUUUUUCUCAGAGGCCAUUCGGAUCAUCACUCCUGCUCAACACCAUCGCCACCGCCUAGUUACGUUUGUCUUUUUCUUAAUUAAUUAGUAGUAUUAAUUAAAAUAAAUAUCGUGAAUCACGGUUCACCCUAAUGUCAACUGCAUGUUUCCAUAUGUUACACAUGCAUGUAUAAUAUAAUGUAUCAAUGGAACUCAACCUACCUGCACCUACUUUAAAAAUCAAAUUAAUUCCAUCCUUAUCCUUUCACUCAUUGACUA